GCCCUAUUUUCUGGAGGCAAUAAAAGGCCAAGAGAAGAGUCGCCUCAUCGCCACACAAAAGACAUUCAGCUCAUUCUUCUCUCUUCGCUCAGCUCCUACAAGAAAGGGCGAAGAAUCUCUCCCUCCUCCUUGACCUUCUCUUCGCCAUCGAUUCCCUUUGAGGUGCAAAAAUGGUUGAACAGACUCAGCAACAACCCUCGAUUCUCCAGAAGGCUUCUUCUGGCCAGCUCAUGCGCUCCGGGGUUUCUCAGGACAUCCAUGGCUACGCAUCUGGUUUCCAGAGGCGUGCGACCUACGGAAACUACUCGAACGCUGCGUUUCAGUACCCUCUCGCGGCCUCUUCCAGGAUUGUGGCGACUACUACUACUUCUCCUGUUUUUGUGCAAGCUCCAAGUGAGAAAGGAUUCUCUAGCUUCGCUAUUGAUUUCUUGAUGGGUGGUGUUUCCGCUGCUGUCUCUAAGACCGCGGCUGCUCCAAUUGAGCGUGUGAAGCUUUUGAUUCAGAACCAGGAUGAGAUGCUUAAGGCUGGUAGGUUAUCUGAGCCUUACAAGGGUAUUGGUGAUUGUUUCGGAAGGACUAUUAAGGAUGAAGGGUUUGGUUCUUUGUGGAGAGGAAACACUGCUAACGUUAUCCGUUACUUCCCCACUCAGGCAUUGAACUUUGCGUUCAAAGAUUACUUCAAGAGGCUUUUCAACUUUAAGAAGGACAGGGAUGGUUACUGGAAGUGGUUUGCUGGUAACUUGGGAUCUGGAGGUGCUGCUGGUGCAUCUUCCCUUCUCUUCGUGUACUCUCUUGACUAUGCACGUACCCGUCUCGCCAACGACUCCAAGGCAGCCAAGAAGGGAGGUGAAAGGCAGUUCAAUGGUCUUGUUGAUGUCUACAAGAAGACUCUCAAGUCCGAUGGUAUCGCUGGACUUUACCGUGGAUUCAACAUCUCCUGUGUUGGUAUCAUUGUCUACCGUGGUCUCUACUUUGGUCUGUAUGACUCUUUGAAGCCUCUCCUCCCCGCUGACCUCCAGGACAGUUUCUUCGCUUCCUUUGCCCUUGGAUGGCUCAUCACCAACGGUGCUGGUCUUGCAUCGUACCCAAUCGACACAGUCCGUAGAAGAAUGAUGAUGACCUCCGGUGAAGCCGUCAAGUACAAGAGCUCCAUGGAUGCAUUCCAACAGAUCCUGAAGAAGGAAGGACCCAAGUCUCUGUUCAAGGGUGCUGGUGCCAACAUCCUCCGUGCUAUUGCAGGUGCUGGUGUGCUCUCUGGAUACGACAAGCUCCAGUUACUUCUUCUCGGAAAGAAGUACGGAUCUGGAUCCGGCUAAGCAAUACUAAUCCACCAAACAGUUAAAAAGCUUCGGCUUUAUUUUUAUUUUUCUCGAUUUAAUUUGCAGUUUUUUCAGACUUUUUUUAAAAAAGGUCAAGAUGUUGAUGAAAUCUUUUGCUAUAAAAACUAGAGAGGAGGCAAGGGGAAUUUUUCUUAUUGAAUAAAUUUUGUAUGGGGAUGGAGUUUGACUUCCUCCUUUGAACCUAUUUUCGAUUGUGACUUUUGUUCUAUUAAGUUUAACCGUUUUUU
Brassica oleracea var. oleracea is the source of this 1567-nucleotide messenger RNA. Its product is annotated as ADP,ATP carrier protein 2, mitochondrial-like. NCBI's taxonomy places the organism in Eukaryota, Viridiplantae, Streptophyta, Magnoliopsida, Brassicales, Brassicaceae. The record is from RefSeq and is a predicted model, not a curated record. The transcript is spliced from 4 exons. The coding region runs from base 171 to 1316 and encodes 381 amino acids. Gene Ontology annotation, cellular component: mitochondrial inner membrane. Gene Ontology annotation, molecular function: ATP:ADP antiporter activity. Gene Ontology annotation, biological process: mitochondrial ATP transmembrane transport; mitochondrial ADP transmembrane transport.